Molecule: messenger RNA, 770 nt
Organism: Cherax quadricarinatus
Lineage: Eukaryota; Metazoa; Arthropoda; Malacostraca; Decapoda; Parastacidae
Gene: ND-MLRQ
Product: NADH dehydrogenase (ubiquinone) MLRQ subunit
Source: RefSeq, a predicted model, not a curated record
AAAUGUUGGACUAGUGUGGCCAUGUAGAUACCAGCUGAGGUCUGCACCGCCGCCAUAUUGUGUCCGGCUGCUGCUGCUGCUCCGUGUAUUACCAUCUACAGCAACUCCACUACUACAAUGCAGGGGACGAAUCUUUCUAGCUUGAAAAGACAUCCAGCUCUGAUCCCACUGUACAUUUUUGUGGGUGCUGGUAUGGCUGGUGCAUUCUUCUAUACGCUUCGUCUGGCAUUCAAAAACCCGGAUGUAACGUGGAACCGUGUCACCAACCCAGAACCUCAAAAGGAGUAUGCUGAAAAGCAAUACAAAUUCUACUCGCCGGUUCGUGACUACUCUACGUACAGGGCUCCAGUUCCCAAGUUUGAUGAUGAAAAUUAAGAUGUACAGCAUUAGCCAGUAACUGGUAUUUCUAUAUUCAAAUGUAUAAUAGUAGUGUUGAGAUAAUGUCAUACAGAUGUCUCAACAGGUUUCAAUGCCACAAAUUUUAAAAUUGCCAGAUGCUGUAGUUACUGCUAAACCUUUUAAUCAUGUUUCAAAUACUGCUGUGGCAUCAUGGACAAUAAUAACAUAGUUUCAGCUCUUACUGCAAUGUGAACUGACAAUAAUUAGAUUUUAAGGGAAUUUUACUGUGCUCUUAGCAUAAUUAGCUUAUUUAAUUUUGAAUUUUUAUGAAUUAACUUCUGCCAGAGAUGGAGUACUGAAGAUGUGGGUUUUAUUAUUUGAUUUGUACAGUUAUGGUGUAGAUAUUUAAAAAAUAAAAUAUCUUAAGAGUA